AAGUAUCACGUAAAUGUUAUUCAAAUUUUGGAGAAAUUCAAAAUAUUUCUAAAAAUGCUUCAAAGUCUAAAAGUUUUGAUUCUGCUUCUCCUGCUAACAAGUAUCUCAUUGGAAUUUGGUGGAAUGCAGUCGUUCUAUAUCACUGGACGACUCAUGUGCCGUGGAAAACCUGCUCCGUUUGCCGAGCUGAAACUUAUUAAUACACACGGUGAAAAGGAAACUCUUGUCCUUGCUGAAGAUGUCUUCACUGAUCCAGGUGGUCAAUUCCAAAUAUACGGAUACCAAUUUCAGUUCGUAGCGAUUGAUGCAGCUGUUUGGGUUUACCAUGAAUGUUUCUAUGACGUCGGUAUUCAUCACGGUUUGUGUAAAAGCAAAAUGGAGAUGGAUGUUCCAGCGGAAUUCAGGAAUUAUGAGAAAUACCCGAAAAAAGUAUUUAAUGCAGGAACUAUCGAUUUGGAGAAUGGAGUACAAAAUCCCCAAUUGGAAAAAAGUAAAUUAAACCGUGAAAAUUAA
Molecule: messenger RNA, 513 nt
Organism: Caenorhabditis elegans
Lineage: Eukaryota; Metazoa; Nematoda; Chromadorea; Rhabditida; Rhabditidae
Gene: ttr-55
Product: Transthyretin-like family protein
Exons: 3
Coding region: 55-513 (152 amino acids)
Cellular component (GO): cell surface; extracellular region
Source: RefSeq, marked reviewed